Didymodactylos carnosus is the source of this 462-nucleotide messenger RNA. The record is from the annotation of a GenBank genome assembly. Lineage: Eukaryota; Metazoa; Rotifera; Eurotatoria; Philodinida; Philodinidae.
AUGGUUCUAGACGUCCACAUUUUGAAUCUGUACUAUUUGAAAUUAAUAGCGACAUAUGCGAUCGAUCACAUGGUCAAAAAACGUUUUAAACCAUUAGCGUUUAUUGAUAAGUUUAGUGAUAUGCCAGACGAAAAAGAAAUAUUAUUUUCAGUGCGAUCUGUAUUUAAAGUUGAAUCUAUUCAACAAUCAGAUAAUAGAAUAUGGCAUAUUGUACUCAAAUUAGUCAAAGCAAAACACCAAUCGCCUGAUUUUGUGAGUAUAAUUUUAAACACUGAAGACACCUUGGCAUAUAUAACAAAUUUUUUUUGCCACGAUGUAGAUGAUCCAUUAGAAAAAGCGUAUAUUGCAACGGUGAUUUAUGAACUAUUCGUGAAUAUUCGUGAAGCAGCUAUUUUUUACUUUCAUAUGAGCAUUGUGUGUUAUUUUGCAGAAGAUUACAGAACACAAUUAAAAAUAUAUUAA